UCUUUAUUUUCUUUGUGUAAUGAUAUCAGACAGAGAGAGAGAGAAAAGCAAAAGAAGAAGAAGAGAGUGAUGGCAGAUAAGAAAUUGAUUUCAUCGGCUUCCUCUUCUUCUACCUCGAUUUACGACCCUCGUGGCAAUAAUAAUCAUCAACCACCCUCUUCUUCCGACGAGAUUUCUCAGUUCCUCCGGCAUAUUUUCGACCGUUCUUCUCCUCUACCUUCUCACUACUCUCCGGCCUACACGGCGGCGACAGGCGGAGACCCGCAUGCAGACAACAACACCACGAGAUGUUUCGUUUCUCCUCCAUCGUCGAAGCGCGCCGCCGCCGCCGAGUUCUCCGACGUUCCACUCGGCUCCGCCACCGCCGUACCGUGUUACGGCUUCUCCGGUGGUAAUAACAACAACGUUGCUCAAGGAAGCAGCUCGGGGACUCGAGUAUCGUCGUCUUCCCUUGGAGCUAGCGGGAACGAUACGGACGAGUAUGACUGCGAAAGCGAGGAAGGAGUAGAAGCUGUGGUUGAUGAUGAGCAUCCUUCCAAGUCUCGUAGCUCUUCCAAGAGAUGCAGAGCUGCUGAAGUUCAUAAUUUGUCUGAAAAGAGGAGAAGAAGUAGAAUCAAUGAAAAAAUGAAAGCUUUACAGAGUCUCAUCCCUAAUUCAAAUAAGACGGAUAAGGCUUCAAUGCUUGAUGAAGCCAUAGAGUAUCUGAAACAGCUUCAGCUUCAAGUUCAGAUGUUGACAAUGAGGAAUGGGAUAAACUUACAUCCUUUAAGCUUACCUGGAACUUCAUUACACCCGUUGCAACUCUCACAGAUCCGACCUCCAGAAACAACCACUGAUCCUCUGCUUAAUCACUCCAUUUGCUUCGACUUCCAAUGCACCGGAUAUGCUCAAACAUGCCUUCUGCGUACACGUUGGAACCUUCCAUCCGCAGUCACUUUGGACUUUCCUUCCCUUUACUCCACCUGUGGAGAUGAAUCGAGAAGGCGGGUUAACUCAUCAGAGGUUGAACAUUGGUGGUCAUCCUAACGCAAACCUAACCGGAGAACAUGCUGCGUUUGAUGGACAACAUCCUGAGAUAAAAGAUUGACUUACUUGAACAUCAUUUCGCAACUUGGGGAAUCUGUGCGUUCUUGUUUCUUAGGUCUCAAGCAACAAAACUGCAUGACAAUAAAAAUGCACUUAACGGUCUUUAUAUUUAGUAAUUUUUGUAUUUCAUUGUUGUCGUUAACAUAUGAACUCUACAGACUAGUCAUUGGACCUUCUAGAUAUAAUAUUAAAAAAGACUGAACUUUUUAUUAUAAAGUAAUUCUUAGGUUUA
This is a messenger RNA of Raphanus sativus (radish), 1318 nucleotides long. RefSeq names its product transcription factor SPATULA. The record is from RefSeq and is a predicted model, not a curated record. Lineage: Eukaryota; Viridiplantae; Streptophyta; Magnoliopsida; Brassicales; Brassicaceae. The coding region runs from base 70 to 1026 and encodes 318 amino acids. The transcript has 7 exons. Gene Ontology annotation, cellular component: nucleus. Gene Ontology annotation, molecular function: protein dimerization activity.